Messenger RNA from Paralichthys olivaceus (Japanese flounder), 6901 nucleotides. The record is from RefSeq and is a predicted model, not a curated record. NCBI's taxonomy places the organism in Eukaryota, Metazoa, Chordata, Actinopteri, Pleuronectiformes, Paralichthyidae.
GUAUCACGACAGCCCCGCCGCACCAACAGUGCAUUCUGGGUCCAACCCAAGAUGGCUGCGCCCUUACAGAAGUGCUGAAGAAGUGCUCUCCGGAGAAACUCUCGGGAUUUCGUGGGAUUUCCGCGAGCACCGUCGCGCAGAAUCACCUCCGAGGGUCGCUGGUUUGUAGAAGGAGACCGCAGGAGCCCAGUCAUCGAUAAGAGCGGCCGGGGCUUCGCGUGGCUGUGGCAGACUGUCCGUGUGAAGAUGGGCCUCGUCUCCAGCCCCUUCCCAUAGCGAAGAGCCGUGGGGAGAGGAGCCGCGGAUUCCCCUGCAAACACGCACCCGUCCAGCUCGGCUUUGACGGGUUUGACAUACUCUACAGGCUGUGGACGCUGCCCUACAACUUUCUCACCAGGAUCGUUUGUGCCACAGUGUCCGUCAUCGUCCGGAGGCGCAGAGCUUCCUCAGCCCGGGUAGAUAACCCCACACCACCGAGGGCCCUGAUGAAAAUGGAGUCAGACUUGCUUCAUUCCCCAGCUGUGGGCCUCACUGAGGAAGAGGAGGCUGACAUGAAUGACUGGAAGCUUCCUCUGGCCUUCAUGAAGAAACGCCACUCUGAGAAGAUCGAGGGCUCCAAGGCGUUAGCACAGAGCUGGAGGAUGAAGGACAGGAUGAAGACGGUCAGUGUAGCGCUGGUGUUGUGUCUCAAUGUCGGAGUGGACCCCCCCGAUGUGGUCAAGACCUCACCCUGCGCCAGACUGGAGUGCUGGAUAGAUCCUCUGUCGAUGAGUCCACAGAAAGCUCUGGAGACCAUCGGGGCCAACCUGCAGAAGCAAUAUGAGAACUGGCAACCCAGGGCACGUUACAAGCAGAGUCUGGACCCCACAGUGGACGAGGUGAAGAAGCUUUGCACGUCGCUGAGGCGUAACGCCAAGGAGGAGCGAGUCCUCUUCCACUACAACGGUCACGGGGUGCCGCGACCUACAGUCAAUGGGGAGAUCUGGGUCUUUAAUAAGAACUACACCCAGUACAUACCACUGUCCAUCUACGACCUGCAGACGUGGAUGGGGAGCCCUUCCAUUUUCGUCUACGAUUGCUCUAAUGCUGGAAUCAUCGUCAAGUCGUUUAAACAGUUCGCCCUGCAGAGAGAGCAGGAGCUGGAGGUGGCAGCCAUCAACCCCAGCCACCCACUCGCCCAGAUGCCUCUUCCCCCUUCUAUGAAAAACUGCAUCCAGCUGGCGGCCUGCGAGGCCAGCGAACUUCUGCCCAUGAACCCUGACCUCCCCGCUGACCUUUUCACUUCCUGCCUCACCACGCCCAUCAAGAUUGCGCUACGAUGGUUUUGUAUGCAGAAGAGUGCCAAACUGGUGCCAGGGGUGACGUUAGACCUCAUUGAGAAGAUCCCUGGCAGGCUCAAUGACAGACGCACUCCACUCGGAGAGCUCAACUGGAUCUUCACAGCCAUCACUGACACAAUCGCCUGGAAUGUGCUGCCUAGAGAUUUGUUCCAGAAGUUAUUUCGUCAGGACCUGUUGGUGGCCAGCUUGUUCCGAAAUUUCCUGUUAGCAGAGAGGAUAAUGAGGUCAUACAACUGCACGCCGGUCAGCAGUCCGCGCCUGCCCCCUACAUACAUGCACGCCAUGUGGCAAGCGUGGGACCUGGCUGUGGAUAUCUGCCUCUCUCAGCUGCCCACCAUCAUCGAGGAGGGCACCGCCUUCAGAUUUCAGGUCCUCCUCAGUCAGGUGCAUCGGCUGCGGGCUCUAGACCUGCUCGGACGGUUUCUGGACCUGGGACCAUGGGCUGUUAGUCUGGCCCUGUCUGUAGGGAUCUUCCCCUACGUGUUAAAGCUGCUUCAGAGCUCAGCCAGAGAGUUGCGGCCACUGCUGGUUUUCAUCUGGGCUAAAAUCCUGGCUGUGGACAGUUCAUGUCAAGCAGACCUGGUAAAAGACAACGGACACAAGUACUUCCUGUCCGUUUUGGCCGACAGUUACAUGCCAGCUGAGCAUCGAACCAUGGCUGUCUUCAUACUGGCUGUUAUCGUCAACAGCUACAACACAGGACAGGAGGCCUGUCUGCAGGGCAACCUAAUAGCCAACUGCCUGGAGCAGCUGUCAGACCCCCAUCCCUUGCUUCGUCAGUGGGUAGCCAUUUGCCUGGGCCGCAUCUGGCAGAACUUCGACCCUGCACGCUGGUGUGGUGUCCGAGACAGCGCCCACGAGAAGCUCUACACCCUGUUGUCGGAUCCCAUCCCUGAGGUGAGAUGUGCAGCCGUCUUUGCUCUGGGGACGUUUGUGGGAAACUCUGCUGAGAGGACAGAUCACUCAACUACCAUUGACCACAACGUGGCAAUGAUGCUGGCCCAACUCAUCAAUGAUGGCAGCCCUGUGGUCCGCAAGGAGCUGGUUGUAGCACUGAGUCACCUGGUGGUCCAGUAUGAAAGCAACUUCUGUACAGUCGCUCUCCAGUUUAUAGAGGAAGAGAAGAACUACACAGUGCCAUCACCAGCUAACACCACAGAGCCUGGUAACCUGACUCCAGUGAGGGACAGUCCGGCCAUCCCACGCCUGCGAUCGGUCAACUCUUAUACCAACAUCCGAGCUGCUACCACUGCCCGCAACCUGAACAAGAGCCUGCAGAACCUCAACCUCAAUGAAGAGGGUGGACCAGCAGCUUUCUCUCCUGGUAACCUGAGCACCAGCAGCAGCGCCAGCAGCACCCUAGGGAGCCCCGACAAUGAUGAGUACAUCCUGUCCUUUGAGACCAUCGACAAAAUGCGAAGGGUGUCCUCCUAUUCUUCCCUCAACUCUCUCAUAGAGGAGUCUGAGCUUUUAGAGGUUCCAGGUUUAAAUCAGUCCCUCAUCCCUACAACAUCCCAGGGGUUUUGCAGCACUCAUGGGAAGGCAACGAUGAACGCUCGACCUCAGAGAAUCCUGGAAUCUGGCUCUCUCACCCAGUCGGCUCCAGCCAGCCCUACCAGCAAGGGCACGCACAUUCAUCAGGCCGGUGGGUCUCCGCCCAUGCCCAGCACCAGCAGCUCCAGUCUGACCAACGAGGUGCCCAAACCCCCCGCAAGAGAGCAGCCAGCCACACGGCCCCCCUACACCCCAACACUGGGAGGACAAGCACCCCACUCCCACCAGUUCCCCCGCACUCGCAAGAUGUUUGACAAGGGACCAGAGCAGGCAGGAGAGGACGGUGAUGAGCCGGGUGGUCACAGGAACUACAUCAGUGCUGCCCUCCAGACGGGCUUGUGUGAUUGGAGUGCAAAGUAUUUUGCUCAGCCUGUCAUGAAGAUCCCAGAGGAGCACGACCUGGAGAGCCAGGUGAGGAUGGAGCGACAGUGGAGGUUCCUGAGAAAUGCUCGUGUGAGGAAGCAGAGCCGAAGUAUCACGCAAAGAGGUGUCUCCCGUCUGGAUGAUCAAAUAUUCAUCAACCGUAACCCUGGAGUACCGUCUGUCGUGAAGUUCCACCCCUUCAACACCUGCAUCGCCGUGGCCGACAAGGACAGCAUCUGUUUCUGGGACUGGGAGAAGGGCGAGAGGCUCGACUACUUCUACAACGGAAACCCUCGUUACACUCGCAUCACAGCCAUGGAGUACCUGAAUGGACAUGACUGUUCGUUAUUGCUCACUGCAACAGAUGAUGGAGCAUUACGCAUCUGGAAGAACUUUGCUGACCAGAAGAACCCAGAGAUGGUGACAGCUUGGCAGGGUCUUUCUGACAUGCUGCCCACUACCCGAGGUCUUGCCAGAAGGGUCUCCAUAUAUCUUGACAGGAGUAAGCAAGGAGGUGCAGGUAUGGUUGUGGACUGGGAGCAGGAGACAGGCCUCCUCAUGACGUCUGGAGACGUGCGAGUCAUCAGGAUCUGGGACACUGACAGGGAGAUGAAGGUCCAGGACAUCCCAACCGGAGCAGACAGCUGUGUGACCAGCCUCUCCUGUGACUCCCAGCGUUCACUAAUCGUUGCCGGUCUGGGAGACGGAUCUGUCCGUGUGUUCGACAGGAGGAUGGGUCCUAAUGAAUGUCGGGUGAUGACCUACAGGGAGCACGGAGCCUGGGUGGUCAAAGCUCAUCUACAGAAGGAGACAGAUGGGCACAUUAUCAGUGUCAGUGUAAACGGAGACGUUCGAUUCUUCGAACCCCGGAGUCCAGACUCCAUCAACCUGUUGCAGACGGUGAAGGGGUUAACAGCUCUAGACAUCCACCCACAGGCUAACCUGUUCGCCUGUGGAUCGAUGAACCAGUUCAUCGCUGUCUACAACGCUAACGGCGACGUGAUCAGCAACAUUAAGUACUAUGACGGCUUCAUGGGACAAAGGAUCGGGGCCAUCAGCUGUUUAGCCUUCCAUCCUAACUGGCCUCACUUGGCCGUAGGCAGCAACGACUACUGCAUGUCCAUCUACUCAGCAGAGAAGAGACUCAGAUAACACACCAGCAUUCAUCACCCCCCCUCCCCACCAAAAUCACAACAUAUGACUUCUGACCCUGAGCCUCCAGCUCUGGAUGUAAAUGACUUUUUUGUCUUUGUACAUAUGCAAUUACCACCCUGAAUGUUCUAGUGAUUGCUGCUGACAAAAACUGCUACGACUAUAUAUAUAUAUUAUUAUUAUUCUCAUUGUUUAAUCACAUUCUUAUAAUGAAGCUAAUGAUUGUAGACCUGGCUGUGCAGAGGAGUGCGUGUAUUUAAAUAGCAUAUACAGAAGAAGAGAGGAUCUAUUUUAAAGAAGUGGUACCCAGCGAUCACCAGGGCUCCUCGUCGCCGCACAGCGAGCAUCACUACCUGAACGAACUGUGACCGCACAUCAGAUGUGGCGAGGGAGGGGUCUCCCAGAGGACGACACGGUUAAAACACAUUCACUGGUGCAGGAAACACAGACUGCGGGUUACUGCUGGACCCUGGUGUGUUUAUACAUUUAUUUUAAUGGCUGACUCUCAGCCAAACUACGCAGAGGUUUGCUGUAUUGCUGCACCGCCAGCUAGACAUUUGUAAGGACACACUCAGAGAUGUUGGACUUCACUCAAUCUAUCCUGACACAUGGACCAGGAAGACAUGAUGAGUGUGUGUGUGCGCAUGUGUUUGUGUGUGUGUGUGUGUGUGUGUGUGUGUGUGUGUGUGUUAAAAUGGAUUAUAGCACAGAUGUGCCCCACAGUGGGCCUUCAUAGCCUUGGGCCUGAUGCCCAAACAAGACCCCUGCUCUCAUGCUAGAACUCUCCCUCUGGCUUCCCUUCUGACCCCAGCGUGCCAAACAUCAUCAUAUUUUCCUUACACGCCUUGUUAUUGUGGCUCGGAUGGCUAUUUUCGUUGCUUUAUUUGUUUUUUAAAUGAUCACCUUUAACAAGGGAGAACCUUCGUCACCUCAAGGAUGAUACAUAACCUCAUAUCUAGCACAUAGAGAGGAGGUCUAGAAACAGAGCACCCAGUCGAACAGGGAGCCUGCGGUUACCUACCAGCCCUGCAAAGCAAUAAAACCUCCUGCGAUUUAGCCUCAAGCCAAUAGCAACAUCAGCCAUCAGCCUCAGUCUGAAGGCGACAGCAGCGUAGCUCACAACAGUCAAAACACUGACCUGCAGUGCCACACUACAGCAAUACAAACAUCCCAUUUCCAUUCACAAUCAUGUAAUCAGUCUGAGUUUCUUUUCUAAACAGGGGUACGUUUUACCCCAUCAACUCAACACAUCAGUCACAAGGAAAAUAUCAAUGAAAUGGAUUUUUCUGUGAUAGUCUAAAUUUUGUUUGCUCAUCACUACGUCCACCACUACAUAAUGUGGAGUCAAACGAUGCUGAAAGAAUCUCUGCUAAAACCAAGGGCCGACAGGCACACUGCUCCCAAACGCUCAUUGCGUCUUUAUUUUGGCUGUUGUGUGCUGGUCGGUUGGAAACGUGGAUAGAAGUUGACCCUGGUUGCUUGUUGCUUGUCUAACCACAUGAAGAGUCGGCUUUCUUCACACCCUCAAAGCAUUCAGCUCUGUAGGUUUGUAGAACUUGGUCGAACCAAGAAUCACCUGCCACCUCAGAGUCUGGACUGUUUUUCAGUCUUCUGUGAGACAUUUUUGAGUUUCUGUUUUGAUUUCAUGACCACACUUGUUUGUUGUUGCUCUGAUCUUCUUCUUGGAGGUGUAAAAUGUGUUGGCUGUUGAGGGGGGUGGAGUCACAGCUAGCCAUCUUUCCUAAACUGUCCAUCUGUAAAGAAACCUUUCUCUUACUUUGGUUUUUUUUUUUAAGUUCUUUUUGGGGGGCCGUAUGUCCAUCAACUCUGCUUAUUAAGCAUUUUUUAAGCCUUUUCUCUUUCUGUUUUGUAAUUUUAUGUUUUUAAUUCUGCUGACAGUUGUUUGCCAUGGCUUCAGUAAGGUGACAGGAAGAAAAGAGUGGGGACACCCCCCCCACACACAAACACACAAACACACAAACACACACAUACACACACACACACACACACACACACACACACACACACACUGCCCUACCAUGCACAACAUGACCCCAACAGCUUCCCCGCUCCUCCUUACUUUCCUGGCACACCCAUCUCUCACCCUCAGUUUCCCAUCACACGUCCCAAGCUUAGUUUUUUCCCCACAGAAGGAGUGGACUUGUGGACUCAGAGUGAAGUUGGAACACACAGUCUGUGUAAGCGGCUGCAGUCGCAGUCACCACACGAGUCCCCACCAUCACCCCCGUCACUGAGCUUCUCUAGCCGGCCUCAGCUGCUGCACCGGCUCAGCAAACAUAGUCAAGGCCUUUGCUCAGACACACAUUCAUCUCUAAGCGUCCUGCUUUGAGUUUUAAGAUUUUAGACCUGGAGAAAAAACAUGGACUUUGACAAAGUAGUAAGAAAGGAACAUUGAAACGUUUGACUGCUUUUCUGACUGUGGUUUAUAACAGGAGAUGAAAUCAGUGAAAUAAACCAAAUACAGCACCGGA